GACUACUCAGUUUCAUCCCAGUGGCGACAGGACAGCGAAAAGCGACAGCAGCGACAACAUGGUUUACGAGUCCGACUUCUACACUAGCCGCAGGCCCUACAGUCGGCCUACCAUCACCUCGUACUCCGUCACGCUUGUUCCACAUUACGGCGGCAUUGUACGGGCGACUCCAAUACACGUUGGGAACAACAUCCCUUACAUCGCCCACCAGAAGCUGACCCCCCACAUCGUCGCUGUUCCCGCCACCCGCACUCCCCGCUCCGUCAUCUGGGCCGAACUCGACCGUAUCAACCACCGCUCUCGCCCCCACCUCUCGUAUGUCCCCAAAGAGGACUUCUUAAACGACCAUUCUAUAGUGGAAUUUGGAGAUGAAGCUCGUCACAUCCGCGCCCAGACAAACUCCCUCCUACGGAGAAUCAACACGCCGGUUAUUCGGACUUCUCGCCCUCUUCCCAUCUCUCUGUCCAUCACAUACAAUCGUCCCGAGUUGGCAGUUCCUGAGCGGAUUACCUCAGACGACUACAUCAGUCGCAUGGUGGAGCCGAGCCGCAAUGUUCCCUACGACAUCAACGUGCUCUCCUACUACCCCGGUGUGGACCCCGUACCUACCAGAGUCAACAUCGGUCGGGGACACCUGGCGUGUGUGAGCUACGCAGGAGGAAGGGCCUACCCGCGCAGGCGGGAGAGGUACUCCGACAACAAGAGCAUCAAGGACGAGAUCACCUUCCGGUCUUAUUAUAAAGCCCUCGACAAACCGGGCCAGGAUUCCGAAAUUGAGAAGUGGAUGUUGCCCCACAUGGAUUACCGCCACGGACGUGAGAUCCGCAAGUACCAACACACGCUGUCUGCGCCACAAGUAGACUCGGUGAGCCUUUUCGUCUUACUCUACUCGGCCAGAAGCCAUCUGCCGGGCUUUAAAGGGGGGGAACGCAUCAAAAUGCCAUACCCAAAAGGAGAAGGUAACUCUGACCAGAGAGGACUACCUUUGACUAUGCCAAAGAGGACUAAGGAGGACGAUGAAGCGAUGGAAAAGAAACGCCAAGCUGAAAAGGAAGAAGGUAGAAGAGAGUGGAAGAAGGAACAAGAUCGUCUGGCCGCAGAGAGAAAAAAGGCUGAAGAAGAGAGGCUUGCAGAAUUGGCUCGUAUCGAGGCCGAACGUCGUGCAGAAGAAGAAAGAUUGGCUGAAGAGGCACGUCUUGCUGAAGAGGCAAGACUGGCUGAAGAAGCGAGAUUGGCCGAGGAGGCAAGAUUAGCUGAAGAAGCAAGAUUGGCUGAAGAAGCUCGAAUCGCUGAAGAGAAGAGGAAGGCUGAAGAAAAAAAGAAAGCUGCAGAAGCGGCACGCAAGGCUGAAGAGGCUAGGAAGGCCGAAGAAGCCAGAAAAGCUGAAGAAGCCAGAAAAGCCGAAGAGGCUCGUAAAGCUGAAGAAGCUAGAAAGGCUGAGGAAGCUCGUCUUGCGGAAGAAGCUCGUAAAGCUGAGGAAGCAAGGUUAGCAGAAGAAGCAAGAUUGGCUGAAGAGGCUAAGAAAGCUGAAGAAGAGGCUGCGGCUGCAGCAGCCGCCGCCGCCGCGGCAGAAGCUCCUCCAGCAGAAGCACCUGCUGAACCUGCUCCAACUGAGGGAGAGGCUGCUCCAGCAUCAGAAGCACCUGCUGCAGAAGAUGCUGCUCCUGCUGAAGCACCAGCAGAAGGAACUGAACCUGCCCCAGAAGGGGAGACACCUGCAGAAACCCCGGCAGAUCCACAGCCCAUCGUUGAAGAACCUGUGACACCCGAAGUUCCAAAUGCUGAAACGCCAGCAGAAUAAUUGAAUUUUAUAAUUCAUUGGACUAAUUUUACUUCAUAAUUACAUUAAUUUGUAAGAUAUACAAGUGGAACAUUUUACAAAUCUUCAAUGUGCCAUCUUGUCUAAAGUAAUUUUAGCUCAUACAAAACUGUACAUCUUUCCUAUUAUCAUCUAAGACUUUAAACGUAAACCAUCUUUUUCCACUUUGUAACAUCACUGCCCUUUCAUUCGUGACUAUCUAUUCAUGAUUUAUUACUUUGUUACUGAAUGUCUUAAAUAUGUUGCUAUACCGUACUCAGAUAUUAAUGUUUACAUCUUCAGGAUAAGUAAAUACAAAGUUUCAUACCGAUUGAUAGAUUUUGUUUAAAUUAGUGUAUUUUCUCAAUUAAAUAAACAUAAUCGUUUUCAAUCAAAACCUUUUUAAAUUGUAAUUAAUUGUUAAUAAAACAUCUUUGACCACUA
Molecule: messenger RNA, 2242 nt
Organism: Homalodisca vitripennis (glassy-winged sharpshooter)
Lineage: Eukaryota; Metazoa; Arthropoda; Insecta; Hemiptera; Cicadellidae
Exons: 9
Coding region: 59-1801 (580 amino acids)
Source: RefSeq, a predicted model, not a curated record